Chondrus crispus (carragheen) is the source of this 168-nucleotide messenger RNA. RefSeq lists its product as hypothetical. Bases 1 to 168 code for a protein of 55 amino acids. NCBI's taxonomy places the organism in Eukaryota, Rhodophyta, Florideophyceae, Gigartinales, Gigartinaceae. The transcript has a single exon. The record is from RefSeq and is a predicted model, not a curated record.
AUGAACGGAAGCAGGUUGCUAGUUCAUACAUACACAUACAUGGAUUGCAACGUCCGUGAGGCGAGCUUCUCACGCAUUCAUAAAUCAAAAGCAAAAAACCCUCAACGCACUACUACUGUCACGGGCGGCAAGCGGCCAUCGCACUUCGAUACUUACUUACACCACUAG